Messenger RNA from Plenodomus lingam JN3, 1743 nucleotides. RefSeq lists its product as uncharacterized. NCBI's taxonomy places the organism in Eukaryota, Fungi, Ascomycota, Dothideomycetes, Pleosporales, Leptosphaeriaceae. Gene Ontology annotation, biological process: ADP transport; ATP transport; transmembrane transport. The record is from RefSeq and is a predicted model, not a curated record. Gene Ontology annotation, molecular function: calcium ion binding; ATP transmembrane transporter activity.
AUGGACACACAAAGCGCAAGCGUUGCGGACGCCAGGGUCGACCAGCUAUGGCAGACGCUUGACACGCGCAAACAGGGCCAGCUUGACCUCCCCGCUCUGAAGAAGGGGCUGCGGAAACUGGACCACCCCCUUAAGAACGCGGACCAUCUCCUGGACGAGGUGAUGAAGGCUGUAGACACAGACGGCGACGGCAAGAUUACCUACGGUGAAUUUCGCACCUUCGUCCACGAAACCGAGAAAGAGCUUCUCUCCCUGUUUCGAAGCAUCGAUAAGGACCGCGACGGUAGACUCUCGAGGGACGAGCUGCGUAUGGCUCUGAGUCGCGCUGGCCUCGCGGUUCCUAACAGAAGUCUCGACCACUUCUUUAAAGAGGUGGACACGAAUAAUGACGGCACUAUCAGUUUUGAAGAAUGGCGGGACUUUCUUCUCUUUAUCCCCGCCAACACGCCCAAUCUGGAGGCGGUCAUGUCCUAUUUUUCAGCAACCAUGAAACUCAACUCUGAGGGUGACGUUCUCAUCAGCGAUGACACCAUGCAAGGCCUAGGUACUACAGAGCGCUUUCUUGAUAUGUUAUUUGGUUCCCUUCUCCUCGUAGCGCGGACACCGCCCUAUUCUCCUGCCCCGUCAGAUUACAUGGCACCGCUAGAAAUGGCUUCGCCCUCUAAUUCGACAUUUGCCGUUCCGCAAACCCUCCCGCCACGCCUCGAUGAAGAGGAGUGUAUUGCUCCCGUCGUUGAGGCACCUAAAGGGAUUCUAGAGGACUUCGGAAACAUGCUGAUUGCUUGUGUUCCCAAUCCAGGCUAUUUUGUGGCGGGAGGUAUUGCAGGAAUUGUUUCUCGCACCUCGACUGCACCCCUCGAUCGUUUAAAAGUCUACCUUAUUGCCCAAACCGACGUAACGAAAGAAGCCGUCGUUGCUGCGAAGCAUGGCAAUAUCGUAAAAGCCGUGCUCAACGCAUGGAGACCGCUUGCGACUGCUAUGAAGGAAUUGUGGCAGGCCGGCGGCAUGCGUAGUCUGUACGCUGGCAAUGGAUUGAACGUCAUUAAAGUCAUGCCUGAGUCAGCCAUCAAAUUCGGCUCUUACGAGGCUGCAAAACGCGUUUUUGCCAAGAUUGAGGGCCACAACGAUCCAGCAACGAUCCAUUCGUGGUCCAAGUUUGUGGCUGGUGGUCUUGCAGGAAUGGUCUCACAAUUCGCCGUCUACCCUAUUGAUACCUUGAAAUUUCGGAUGCAAUGCGAGACAGUCUCCGGAGGCCUACACGGCAAUCGGUUAAUCUGGGCGACUGCGAAGAAGAUGUGGGCAACUGGUGGUGUCUCAGCCUACUACCGAGGACUACCCAUGGGCAUUUUUGGCAUCUUCCCAUACGCAGCACUUGACCUGGGAACGUUUGAAUACCUAAAGCGUUACGUCGCCCGGCGAAAUGCAAAGCGACUGGGAUGCCACGAAGAGGACGCACAGCCUGGUGGCUUCAUGACCGCAGCCAUCGGUGGCUUCUCCGGCGCAUUUGGAGCGAGUGCAGUAUACCCACUCAACGUGCUGCGAACGCGAUUACAAAGCCAGGGUACUGUCCUGCACCCGAGGACCUACACGGGCAUCAUGGACGUCACUCGCCAAACGAUUGCCGGUGAAGGUAUGAGGGGUCUCUUCCGCGGUCUGACGCCUAAUCUGCUCAAGGUGGUUCCUGCCGUGUCCAUUACCUAUGUCGUCUAUGACAAGUCGAAACAAGUCAUUGGCUUACGAUGA